Thalassophryne amazonica is the source of this 1490-nucleotide messenger RNA. It is a transcript of the gene lyrm5a, whose product is annotated as LYR motif containing 5a. The record is from RefSeq and is a predicted model, not a curated record. Gene Ontology annotation, cellular component: mitochondrion. Bases 134 to 391 code for a protein of 85 amino acids. The transcript is spliced from 3 exons. Lineage: Eukaryota; Metazoa; Chordata; Actinopteri; Batrachoidiformes; Batrachoididae. Gene Ontology annotation, biological process: respiratory electron transport chain.
CAUUUACGACUGAACUGAGCGACUUACAGUACAAAUGAGUGUGUUGUGUUUAGCUAAAGGAAGGGCAAGCAAGAUAAAAGAAGUGAUUGUCUUUAUUAUCUUUGACUGAAUAAAGUGCUUGUUUCUUGGUGAUAUGGCCAACCCUCUGAAGGGUGAAGUUAUCAGAGUUUACAAAAAUCUGCUGUAUCUUGGACGUGAUUACCCUCAGGGAUCAGCCUAUUUCAGGGAGCGUCUGAAGAGGGCCUUCAUGAAGAAUAAAGAUGUGACCGACCCCGAAAAGAUCAGGAAGCUUGUGGCCCGUGGCGAGUUUGUCAUCAAGGAGCUUGAGGCUCUUUAUUUCCUCAGAAAAUAUCGUGCAAUGAAGCAGAGGUACUAUGAACCAGAACAAUAAUUAAGAAGAUCGGGCCUCUGAAAAUGGAGAGACUGUAUGAAAAAUUAUUUUUUCUCAUCAAUCAUCUUCAACUGCUUACUCCAAUUAAGGGUCAUGGGGGACUGGAGCCUAUCCCAGCAGUCACAGGGUGUGAGGUGGGGUACACCCUGGACAGGGCACCAGUCUGUCGCAGAGCCAUAUAUAGACAAACACAUUCACACCCGCACACACACACACACCUAAGCACAAUUUUUUUUAAAGUUAACAGUCCACUUAACCGGCAUGUCUUUGGGUGUGUGAAGAAGCCGGAACACCCAGAGGGAACCCACGCAAACAGAGGGAGAACAUGCAAACUCUUCACAUACAGGCCACAAGAGGGGAAUUGAUCUCAUGACCUUCUUGUUGUGAGGCAACAGUGAUAACCACUAAGCCACUGUGCUGCCAAAAUGAUUUUUUUUUUUUGCAGUCAGAUGCAUAAUUGUUCAAGAUGUUCUAAUAGUUCAGAUUUCCAGCUUUAAUAGAGUUUACUUAUAAUAUAAUAUACAUAACUUGUAUACAAAAAAAUUCAGUGUUUAAUUUCACAAUACAAGGAACGAGGUGAUUUGUACUCAUUUAAUGUGCAGAAAAUGUUAUUUUUCUCAUCAGUAUAGCAAAACAAAAAAAAAAAUCUUUUUUUUUUUGCUCCUUUUUCACUUAAAAGAUGUGCCAGAAAAUGUUUGUUUUCAAGCCUUUGCUGCUGGCAGUUUUUCUCCAAAUAGUCUGGAAGACAGACUGUGUUUUUUUUUUUUUUUAAAUCAAAUCAAAAUAUGUACUUUGCCAUACAAGAUCAUGGUGAUCAGCUGGUUUUAUGUUGGAUAAUUAUCAAACAUAAAAGCAGCUGAUUGCCACAAUGUGAAUUAUUGUAGUGAAUCACACAUUCAUCUGUAAUCUACAGAGAACGUGUUAUCACACUGAAUCAAAUCACUCAACAACAUGACAGCGCUGUCAAAUGUAUUUCAGUGCAUAUGUAAGCACAUGGUCAGAUGUCUAAAGGAGCCUCUAAUGUCCAUGACUGUGUAUGCAUAGGUACGUUUUUUGGAAAAUAAAUAUAGCAAAACUGUAAUAAAUAAUAUCAGUUCAU